CCAUACUAAAGUUGUGUGGUCGCCGCCACACCUGAACACACGCGGACAUUGUUUACAAAUUAUCUCCGAACGCGAUUAUGAUUACUGUAAAUUAUUAAAAAUAUUAAUAGCGCGAUCUAAGGUUUCAUUUGUUUCGAAAGUGUGAAACAAUCAUUGUGAAUAUGUUGGGCAAGAAUGCGAAGAUAUUUUUUUUGGGGUCGGUGUGCCUUCUAAUUGCUUCUAUUAUUUUGGCGGCUUGGGGCUUCCCAAAGAUUGUGGGCCUUCAGAUCCAAAAAAGUGUCCAGAUUGAGAACUCCUCAUUAAUGUUCGAGAAAUGGCGGAAGUUACCGAUGCCGUUGACAUUCAACGUUUAUUUGUUUAACGUGACGAAUGUUCAAGAUAUUAACUCUGGGAUGAAGCCACUCUUACAAGAAGUCGGUCCAUUUGUGUACAAAGAAUAUCGAGAGAGAACUAUUCUGGGUUACGGAGAGAAUGACACUGUCAGAUAUACCUUAAAGAAAACUUUCGUGUUCGACAAGGAAGCUUCUGGAAACCUCACUGAUGAUGUAGAGCUCACGGUCAUCAACUAUCCUUAUAUGGCGGCGAUUUUAACAGCUAAUAGCAUUAUGCCAUCUAUCGUUGGGUUACUUAAUUCAGCGAUGGGACCAUUCUUCUCGAGUGAACAAGACCCAUUUUUAAAAGUGAGAGUAAACCAAUUACUUUUCGAUGGAGUUUAUCUCAAUUGCAGUAGAAAUAGUUCAGCUUUGGCCCUGAUUUGUGGAAAGUUGAAAGCAGAUAAGCCUCCUACGAUGCGACUGGCAGAAGAUAGAAGUGGAUUUUAUUUCUCCAUGUUUGCUCAUAUGAACAAUACAGACAUUGGACCUUUCGAAAUGAAUCGUGGCGUGGAGGACGUCCGACAGCUGGGUCAUAUUACGUCCUUCCAAGAUAUGACAGUCAUGAAUCAAUGGGGUGAUCCCUACUGUGGGAUGAUAAACGGUUCAGAUGCCACAAUAUUCCCGCCGAUUGAUGAGAAAAAUGUCCCCAAUAGAUUGUAUAUAUACGAACCAGAAAUUUGCAGGUCAAUAUUUGCAAGUCUGGUGGAUCAACGUGUUAUGUUCAACAUGACUACGUACUACUAUGAAGUAGAUAAAAUGGCGCUUGCUUCAAAGAGUGCCAACCCUGACAACAAAUGCUUUUGUGACAAGAACUGGAGUAGUAACCACGACGGCUGUCUAAUGAUGGGAAUAAUAAAUCUAAAGCCAUGCAAGAAUGCUCCGGUCAUCGGGUCCUUUCCUCACUUCCACCUAGCCUCCGAGGAACUCUUAAAUUACUUCGCGGGUGGAAUCAAACCUGACCCAGAGAAACACAACAGUUUUGUCUAUCUCGAACCGACAACCGGCGUGGUACUUAAGGGUUUCCAGAGGCUGCAGUUCAAUAUAGAGUUGCGCCAAAUUCCGAUGAUUCCACAGCUGGAGAAUGUUACGAGUGGGCUUUUCCCUUUAAUGUGGGUAGAAGAGGGUGCAACUAUACCAGACGACCUAUUAGAAGAGCUACAAGACUCGCGUAGAUUGCUCGACUACGUAGAAACUGCGCGUUGGAUGUUGCUUGUAAUUGCAACCUUCAGCUGUAUUUUCGCCGCAGUCUGCGUCGUGCGCUCAACCGGCGCACACGUCUGGCCGAGAAGAAGCGAUUUUCACUUACGCCCGGGGAAUACUAUUGUUGUUAAUAAAAGUCGUUAGGAUAUGGUGGUUUUAAUGAUAUUGGUUGUUAGGUAUUUUGGUCCCAUGAUCCAUGAAUGAUUCGGUAUUACGGGGCUACUACGGUAAAUAUAGGUAUAAUAAUUCGGACAUCAAAACAUUGCAACAUUUACCUCAACGAUAGUACGACUCCCAUCACUUUGAUGAAUGAAUUUUCAUUAUUUAAUUAUGAAAAAUAAACGAUAUCAUUUUCAUUAUAAAUGAAUAGAUAUUUGUUUAAUCUCAGACCUUAUUCGUAGCAGCAAUCCGUAGCUGUGGAAUAGAUUAGGUUAUACUUUCAUUUCUGUGAUUAUUUUUCAUUGUGAUAAGUGUUAAUAAUUAUAAAUUAUAUUAAAUC
Molecule: messenger RNA, 2073 nt
Organism: Leptidea sinapis
Lineage: Eukaryota; Metazoa; Arthropoda; Insecta; Lepidoptera; Pieridae
Product: sensory neuron membrane protein 2-like
Exons: 10
Coding region: 162-1718 (518 amino acids)
Cellular component (GO): cytoplasm; membrane
Molecular function (GO): scavenger receptor activity
Source: RefSeq, a predicted model, not a curated record